GCUAUUUGCGCUAUAAACAUUACUGGCCAAGGCACGAGCCUCCUGUCGGGAAGUAUGAGGGCACGCUUUCGUAUAGCUCUAGCGUACUUUAGGCCAUCGCGCACGUGAUGCGCUCCUUCCUGCCUCGCUAAAUAAAUCGCUCUUGCGUUAGCUUAUCACACCCCUACUCAUCCAUAACUAUACAUCAUGUCCACAUCAAACCCCGUCACUGCAGUAAAAUUGGUGCUUCUCGGAGAAGCCGCCGUCGGAAAAUCCUCACUUGUGUUGCGCUUUGUGAGCAACGACUUCCAGGAGAACAAGGAGCCCACAAUCGGGGCGGCGUUUUUGACCCAGCGCUGCACCAUCGGCGCCAAAACCAUCAAAUUUGAAAUCUGGGACACAGCAGGGCAGGAGCGGUUUGCUUCGCUAGCUCCCAUGUACUACCGCAACGCUCAGGCCGCGCUCGUGGUAUAUGACGUCACCAAGCCCGCGUCCUUCAUCAAAGCCCGCCACUGGAUCCGCGAGUUGCACGAACAGGCCGCCCCCAACAUCAUCAUUGCGUUGUGCGGAAACAAGUACGACUUGAUCGAGGGUGAAAUUGAGGGUGAGGACGCCAAGCGAAAGGUGAGUGUGGAGGAGGGCCAGAAGGUUGCUGAGGAGGAGGGGUUGUUAUUCUUCGAAACUAGCGCAAAGAGCGGACACAACGUGAACGAGGUCUUCAUGGCUAUCGGCCACAAGAUCCCGGAGAAGCGCAGUGAAACUGAGCGGUCAGCUGGUGAUGCCGCACGCGAGGCAGACAGGGUCGACUUGAGCAACGUCGUGAAUGACACUCAAGCCGACGGGUGGGUGGAGAAUGGCCAGAUAUGUUUAAAAUACAGCGCGUUGUAUGAUGAUGAAGCUGGCAGAGAAAGCAUGGGGGGUUGGUAUUUUCCAGGUAAUAUUACGCAGGAGGAUUAAUAUAGAAGAGACUGGGAGGGCUAAGGUGGGGUAUGAAGCGGGUAGAAGAAGGUAGAUAAGCUAAGGAAUUAUAAUUAGUGAGUAUAGAUACUGGUGAUAAUCCGAGGUUGAAUACUCUUACGGUUUGAUUGCAUGGCGUACAAGGCUGACCAUGAGGGGGUUGAUUUAUAUUGUACUGGGAGAGCUAAUAUUACAACUAUGUGUGUGAAAUAGAGCAAAAAAAAAACUACCAAAAUAC
Molecule: messenger RNA, 1174 nt
Organism: Babjeviella inositovora NRRL Y-12698
Lineage: Eukaryota; Fungi; Ascomycota; Pichiomycetes; Serinales
Gene: VPS21
Product: Rab family GTPase
Exons: 2
Coding region: 187-936 (249 amino acids)
Molecular function (GO): GTP binding; GTPase activity
Source: RefSeq, a predicted model, not a curated record